AGUACUGCAAAGGCCAAUUUGAGGUAUGCAGUUAUCACAAAUAUUGGGAGAUGAAGAUGAUGGUGAGCAGGGUGAAGAGGAGGUGACAAAAUUGUAUGGGAGAGAUGGACUUGUAUUCCUUCUGGAUGCCACUGCAUCCAUGUUUGAACCCUUGUUAUCUGGAGCAGAUGAAGCCAUCAAGCAAUGCUUGGAGUGUGUCAAGCGGACAUUGAUGAAUAAGAUCAUCAGCAGUGAUUCAGACUUGGUUGGUGUUGUCCUGUUUGGGACAGAGAAGUCCAAGAACAUAUAUAAUUUUGAGCAUGUCCUUGUUCUUGUGGAUUUGAGCUGCCCUUCUGCUGAUAGCAUUAAGAAGGUUGAGUCAUUCCUAGAUGUAAAAAAACUGGCAAAUGAGUUUGGACAUUCUCAAGCUUUUCUUCUCAGCGAUGCUCUCUGGAUUUGUCAACACAUGUUUAAUAAUUCCAAGAUGAAAUUUGCAACUAGGAGAGUCAUGAUUUUCACAAGGAAUGAUGAUCCACAUGCCAGUGAUCCUCAGAAACAAAGACAAGCUCGAAUGAGGGCUGAGGACCUGCGGGAGAGUGGCAUACACAUUGAGUUGUUGGCUCUUGGAAAGGGAUUCAACCACUCCCAGUUCUAUAAUACCAUUGUACAAGAACCUGAAGAUCAGCAGUAUGCACAUGCCCAAAUAUCUGAACGACUUGAGGAACUCCUUUCUCAAAUCAAACGGCGCAUUCACAAAAAGCGCAUUGUUAGCCAUCUUCGAUUUGAGCUUGGUCCACAGCUCAAGAUGGCUGUCACCAACUACAUGCUUGCAAGGCGUAUGAGAAAGCCAGGACCAGUCAAACUGGAACGAGAGACAAAUCAUGAGUUGAGGACAAGAACAGUGUCAUUUCUUGAAGAUACUGGUGAAUUCCUCUUGCCAUCAGAUGUGGUGAAGUUUCAGGAGUAUGGGGGAAGGCGGAUAAAAUUCUCACGAGAUGAUGCUCGCCAUAUGAAAGAAGUAAUGCCUCCAGGGAUUCGUCUUGUGGGAUUCAGGCCUAAGGCUGAUCUGAAAGCAGAACAUUAUGUACAUCCUGCAUCAUUCAUCUAUCCUGAUGAGGAAACUGUCAAAGGUAGCACAUGCUUGUUUCGUGCUCUCAUGAACCAAUGCAUUGCAAAAGAUGUUGUUGCCAUCUGUUGGUUUGUGCCUCGCAAGGGAGUAAGUGCUCGUUUGGUUGCCCUCAUCCCUCAGGAAGAGGUGUGCAAUCCACAAGGAAUUCAACAGAUACCUCCAGGAUUCCAUGUGAUUCCUCUCCCAUUUGCCAAUGACUUGCGGGAAGUACCACCAGAACGUAGGUCUACUGAGGAUGAUGGAAUGCAUACUGAGGAGAUAGAAGACAUGGUGGAGGCUGCCAAAAUGAUGAUCAAGAAGUUGCGGUUUCGAUUCAACCCUGAUGAUUUUGAGGACCCUGUAUUACAGACUCACUGGCGUAAUAUUGAGGCAUUAGCUCUGAAUCGGGACAGCGUUGAGUCCAUCAAUGACCUCACAGUUCCUGUGGUGGAGGACAUGGACCAUCGUGCUGGUGAGCAGAUGGAGGAGUUUCAAAAGCUCACUAACCCUGCUGGUAUCGACUUUGUAAGGGCUGCUGCCUUUAAGAAGGGAGCAACAAAGAGGAAAGCUGGGGAGACAAGUUCAAACCAGCCAGCAAAACGUCCUGUUUCCUCUGAUGAGGUCCAAGAAGCUGUUCGCCAUGGUCAUGUGGAAAAGAUGACUGUCGCUCAGUUGAAGGACUUCCUGAUUUCUGAAGGGGUGAAAGUUGACAGUCAUCUUCGUAAAGCAGACCUGAUAGCCUGUCUCUACAAACACCUGGGAAUACAGCCGAUUCCAUGAGAGCUUUUGCCCACAUCACCUAUUUGAAGUGCUUUUUGUGAUUUUGCUGAAUUAUUCUGGGUGUCUUUUUUGAUUGAGAAAUACUAUUUGUGAACCUAUUAGCUACGACCAAAUGUUC
Molecule: messenger RNA, 1985 nt
Organism: Darwinula stevensoni
Lineage: Eukaryota; Metazoa; Arthropoda; Ostracoda; Podocopida; Darwinulidae
Source: the annotation of a GenBank genome assembly